Dioszegia hungarica is the source of this 756-nucleotide messenger RNA. RefSeq lists its product as uncharacterized. Bases 1 to 756 code for a protein of 251 amino acids. The transcript is spliced from 4 exons. The record is from RefSeq and is a predicted model, not a curated record. NCBI's taxonomy places the organism in Eukaryota, Fungi, Basidiomycota, Tremellomycetes, Tremellales, Bulleribasidiaceae.
AUGGGAAACUUCAUUUCUUCCAACAAGCACGAGAAGACCGCGACGUCCACCACCACACAGACUUUAACGGCGAGCGGUCCCGCGAGCCCGCCAGCCAAGGUCGGGCAGUACAUCGACGAGCGGGGGAAUCAUCGGUACGACGUCCAGGGCAAGGCGUCGCCGGCAGUGACAGGACUCGGGGCGGCUGACAAGCACAAGGAGAGCGCUCCCUCCGUGCUAUCCACCCCAUCCCUUUACAGCGUAGACUUGAAGCAGGAGGGUGCAGCCCCGGCCAAGAAAUACCCCGAAUACCAAAUCCCCAAGCCCCAGCACUACAUCGAUGAGGUCGGUCGCGAGCAGUUUGGCAUCCGAGCCAAAUCGGCCAUAGCGUCUGGGAGUGCGACCAAGACAUACAUCCCGUUCUCAGGAGGAGGAGGCAUAUGGCGACCAUUCCUGACCAAGGCGGAUAUCCUGUUGCGAGCCGCAGCCACCGCUAAAUGCGGGACAUUAGUACUUGUUCUGGUCUUUGAGCUCAUCGAGACACCCUGCGCCUGUGACACGUCCACCCAUCGUCCUGGUAUGGCAGCAUUGCAUCUACCCCUCUCUACCUCGUCUACCGGAGGGACUCUACCCCUCCCUUCCGCUGCCAAGACGGUCGUCUCGUCAUCGCGUCAUCGUCGUCUCGUCAUCUCCGCCGCCACCCAAAGCAGCAACGCCGCAUCUCCACAUCGUUACUCAUGCAAGACUCGCCUGCUAUUGGGUGGAAAGGGCAGUUAG